Molecule: messenger RNA, 943 nt
Organism: Lactuca sativa (garden lettuce)
Lineage: Eukaryota; Viridiplantae; Streptophyta; Magnoliopsida; Asterales; Asteraceae
Product: zinc finger protein GIS3
Biological process (GO): cytokinin-activated signaling pathway; trichome differentiation; trichome morphogenesis
Cellular component (GO): nucleus
Molecular function (GO): DNA-binding transcription factor activity; transcription cis-regulatory region binding
Source: RefSeq, a predicted model, not a curated record
ACAUCUCUCCCUACAUACCUAUCUCUCUUUCUCUCUAACCUAUUUGUCAUAUGUCUCUAUAGAUGAUAGAUCGUUUUAUAGAUUCCUAUGGCAGAACUUGAUGACUAUGAUACUAAACCUAACAACAGUACUACAACAAGAAGUUUAAAGCUCUUUGGGUUCAACGUACAUGAAGAAGAUGAAGACAUGAUAGAAUCAACCAAAACACCAACUGUAUACUCCGAUGGUCGGAAAUACGAGUGUAAGUAUUGCUGUCGGGAGUUCGCAAACUCACAGGCUCUCGGUGGCCACCAGAACGCACAUAAGAAAGAACGCCAACAGUUGAAGCGUGCUCAAAUUCAAGCCAAUCGUAAUGCAUACAUCCGAAACCCGAUCAUCUCCGCCUUCACUCAACCACCUCACCUCUUGUCACACGGCGGCCAUCGGAUGAUACUACCGUCCACCGGCCUUCCGUCUCCGACGUGGGUCUACAUUCCACGCGGCUCUCCCCCCUUCCAAGUGACACACGGAUGCGUGUUACCAGGUUCUUCGUUAUCUCCGGGUGGCGGGAGAGGACCAUAUGCCGGCGCCGUCGUAGGGGAGUCGUCGGCGUCAAGUGUCAUAAGCUCUAGGCCUCAGCCGAAUAACCGAGCUCGUCAUGGGGACGGUGGAGCCGGCUUUGGUGACACAUUCGGACUUGACUUGCAUCUGAGGCUUUAGCCGAGCCACGGCUUGAGUUUUGACGACUCGAAUCUUGUAAAUUGAAUUUAUGAUUUUUGUUAUAUUUUCGAGGAAUUUAAUUAUUAUUAGUUGGAUAGUUGGAAUGAAUAAAUCGAGAUGUAGUAAAAUUGUGAAAACUUGUACAUGCUUACAUUAGUUAUAUCUCAAGUUGGUACAAUGUGGAUUAUAAUUUCCAACACUAAUCAUGUUUUCUUUUGAUAAUAAAUCAAUCCCUUUUUCUUUA